UAAACCCAACGCCAUUUCAUGAAAUUCAAAUAAACGUUCACAAUGGUUACAGCACCAUCUAUAAUCUUCGUGGAUUCAAGAGUUAUUAUUUUAUUGAAACAGUUUAAAACAUCGAUAAUAUUAAUUCCAUUUACGAAUUAGUCUCCUUAAGCAAUGAAAUGUGUAUAAUCGUCGCAUUAGAAUUAGUAUUAAAUUACAGUAAAUUUUGAAUAAAAACGAUAAAAGGGUAAACAAGACGCCAUGGUGUUUCUUUAGUUUCAGUGCUAAAGCUGAGUGUCAUGGCCACGGUUAGACAAAAUGUACGAAUGUUGUAUAUUUAAAUCGUAUUGGAAAAAUUUCCACAAACAAAUCAGACAAUAAGCAUGCUGAUAAAAGGGUGGCGUAUGAUUCUUAUCCAUUUUCUUAUCGCUUGGGAAACGGAUUAGUUCACUUCGAAAAAUCAAGUGAUACGUACGCUGUCAAGUGAAUAUCCAACAAAAGGGAAUCAAGUGCAAAAAGAACGAAGAGAAACGCCGUGCAGCUUUACGGCGCGAAAGGAACGGAAACAGAGGUUAGCUUAUUGAACACAACUACCUUAGUCAGUUAAGAUGGUAGUCAUUAUAGUUACAGUGAUGGUAGAAGUGAUGUCAUUGAUACCAAUUUAGUUAAAACGUUCAACGAAGAGAUAAAGGGGAAAGCAAUCUUUAUAAUUAACAGAGAGUCUGCGAACUUCCAUAUAGUUAUUUCCAUCGGGUUUUUAUUCAAUAUCGUUUGGACGUGCGUGUUGAACCACUUACCAAUGAUGGAACAAUAGUCCGUAUAUAUACAUAUAUACGUUUAUCUUCCUCUCAAUAGGUAUUUUCCUCUUUGUUAGUUUCUCCGUCCUGCUUCUCUCUGUGGUUGUUAGAUUUUCCCUUCCUCUUUGUUUAUUCAUCUGCAUUGAAGUACCUUCUCUUUAUUACGAAUGAAUCUCUCGAAGAAUACGAUUGCGUGUCAAAGGAAAUACAAGCCGAUCGUUAUUCGAUCAAAAAUUGUUGUGUUAUUCCAUUGGGAUUAAUAAUUGGUCCGGCUAAUUGGAAAUACGACGACAGAUAAAUUCAAGAAACAUGCAAAAUUUGUAAAUCCGUGUCGUGCGAAAUUUAUGAAGGGUUGCAAUAAUGUCUAAGAAGACUAAUUGCAACAAAAUGUUAGUCCAUCAAUUAUCAUCUGUAUUACCUGAUGAUAGGCCAAUUACAGCCAUAAGUAUUGUUGAAGAUAUAGAUAAGUGUCCGCCAAAUUUUACAGUGGUGUCAAGAACAUAUGAUCAAGAUACUGAUGCAGAUCUGUGGAGAGAAAGUGGUCUUUUUAUUAAAAAGAAAGGCAGAUACAUUUGUUUUUCAAAGACUGAAGGGUUACCUCAGUGUGUGGUAGAAGAUAUAGUAGUCAUUAAUGAACGAGAUACUCCUCCAGAAGGAUAUAGCAUAAUUUCUUAUACUGUAGAUUCAAUGCAGAAGGCAUGGAGAAAGAAACAGGUGUGCUAUAAAAUUAGAAAUAAGGAACUAUGCUCGAAAGCAGUUACUGAUAUUAUCAUAUGUAGUAGAGUUAUACAUAAGGUCUAUUCAUCUAAAACAGCACCAAAUGGAUUUAUUGCUGCUGGUUUACUUCAAAGCGCCUCUCCAAAUCCAUCGAAUGGAACGCCCCAUAGAGUACCUCCUGAGAGACCACCGAAACCAAAGUUUUCGCCAAAACCAACAAAUGGGGUUUAUCCACAAAUUAGUGGAAGUGGAGGAAAGGAUACAGAGGAAUUUAAUGAUAGAGAUUAUGAAAUUCUGAGCCCUAGUGCAAGAAUUAGACCCACAAGACCUGCUCCGCAACCGCCUACGUCAACAGUUGUUGGAUUUACAUCAAUUUAUGGUACAUUGCCAGGGUCUUCUGAUUUGGAUGGAGUUCCAUUUGUUCUUAAUCCACGUCUCAGUGUUCAUUCUGAUUCUUCUAUUUUCUUUUACGAUUUUCGUGCGGAGAGAGAAACUUGAAGAAACCACUGUGCCAAACUAAUUGUGUGAUUCUUCACACAAUUUUUCAGCUAUGUCUAUACAUUUGUAUUGAUAAUAUAGCACUAGCCAAGUGUAAUAGAGUGCCUGAACGAGUGAUUCAUACUAACCCACGAAAAUGGAAUCUUUUCAAAACAUUUAUUGAUGAAAUGUUCAAAUUUAAAUAUUGUCCAUUUUCUGAAGUACUUUUUUCUUCCGUGUCCUAUUUAGAUUUUGAUACCAGUGACGGUUAGCAUUGUAUUUUUAUAGAGUUGCGUUGUAUUUUUAUAGAUAGUAGAAGUUAUAUAGAUAUAUAUUAUAUAUAAUUGUAUGAUAUGUUCUCUAGUUGUUUAUAAAUCGCCACAAAAUACUUAAUAUUAUACUGGUGUAUUCCUAUUUCUUAAUCAAACGCAAGGAAUCUUUCAAUAAAGUCAUCUUUAAUUUUAUUUCCAACAAAAAAAAAAAAAAAAUGAA
This is a messenger RNA of Heterotrigona itama, 2462 nucleotides long. NCBI's taxonomy places the organism in Eukaryota, Metazoa, Arthropoda, Insecta, Hymenoptera, Apidae. The record is from the annotation of a GenBank genome assembly.